CUUAAAUUAGGCUUUAUUUAUGUGCUGUUAUGAUUGUCUUUCAUUCCUAUUUUCAUACCAAAUAACAGCAUUUCAGCAUCUGCACACUGGAAUCUAGGUCAAAAUGAAUUUUGACAGCAUUCUGGCAGAGGCAAAUGGGUUUGGGUCAUACCAGAUCGCACUGGUCUUGCUACUGGCCAUACCACGCCUCACACUGCCGUGUCAUUUCCUGCUGAACAACUUUAUUGCUGCCAUCCCAUCUCACCAUUGUGACAUCAGCCAUUUGGAUGCUCAUGGGAUUUUUGAGAAUCUGACUCAAGAGGAGAGACUGACUGUCAGAAUUCCAGCACAGUAUGAUGGGACUCGUGCUUCCUGUCUCAUGUUCUCUCAUCCUCAGUUUCACCUGCUGUCAAACUCAUCCAGCACCAAAGAUCUUCCUGUAGUUCAGUGUCAGAAUGGAUGGAAGUAUGAUAACAGUAUAUUCAUCAGCACUCUGGCCACACAGUUUGAUUUAGUUUGUGAAAACAGGGGACUGGCACAAGCAUCAGGAACCAUAUUUUUUGUGGGUGUCAUGGUUGGAGCUGUGUUCUUUGGAAUAAUCAGUGACAAGUACGGCCGUAGGAGCAUGUUGCUGUUGUCCUACAUCUUAUCUAUAGUGUUCAGUGCUGCUAGCGCUUUCUCCACCACCUAUAUUAUGUUCGCCGUCUUCCGCUUCUUCAGUGGAUUUGCACUGACGGGCAUCACAAACAUAUCAGUUGUGCUCAGUAUUGAAUGGGUUGACACUAAACACCGUACAUUUGUCGCAGUGUUUGGCAGUCUGGCCUGGGCUAUAGGAAACAUGAUGCUGGCAGGUUUUGCGUAUAUGGUUACUGAUUGGAGGAUGCUGAUUAUUACCAUCACUUCUCCACUUCUACUUGCAGCUGUUACCUGGUGGUGGAUCCCUGAAUCGGCCCGGUGGCUCAUAGCAAAUAAUAAGCCAAACACAGCUUACAAGUAUCUGGAAAAAUGUGCUAAGUUCAAUAACAAAGAAGACUUCACGUUCAGAGUCAAGCCAGAGUCUCUGUUGGUGACUGUGGAUAAACCAAAUCGCAUUUAUACAUACUUAGACCUCAUCAAAACCCCAAAGCUGAGGAAUCUUACACUGUUUACAGGCAUAGUGUGGUAUGGGGUUUCAUUUACAUACUAUGGCAUCAGCUUAAACAUCACUGGCUUUGGACUUGGUCCUUUUCUGACUCAUUUCAUUUACGCAGCCAUAGAGUUCCCUGCAAAAAUCCUCACCUACUUCUGUCUUGACAAAGUCGGCCGCAGGCUCUGUCAAGCUGGGUCACUGAUAUUAACAGGACUCUGUAUACUCAUCAACAUCAUCACACCUGCAGAAUACUGGGUGUUCCGGACUGUAAUUGCUGUGUUGGGUAAAGGGCUUUCAGAGGUUUCAUUUACUACUGUGUUUCUAUACACUGCAGAGCUGUAUCCCACAGUCUUGAGGCAGAAUGGUCUUGGUUAUACCAGUUUCUUGGCUAGGCUGGGAGCUUCUGUUGCUCCUCUUAUCAUGCUAUUAGAUAACAUCCCAGAGAUGAUUUUCUGCUCAUUUGCCAUCUUUGCUGGUGUCAUCGCUUUGCUUCUUCCUGAAACCACCAACAAAAGAUUGCCAGAAACCAUAGAUGAUGUCGAAAGGAAAUUCCCCACCACUUUUGAAAAGGCUGCGUUUGAAAAGACUGAGAAGACUGAAAAGCCAGACAUAAGUUUAAAAGGGUCAAAGCAAUAAUAGUGUGAAAUCUCUAUAGUGUAACUAAAUUAUCAACUGUUAGUUUUUACUUAUUUUAAUAGUUUUAUAUUAUUUAUUUAUCUGUUAUAGCUUGAGACUCAUCACUGUUACAGCCAUGUCCCUCAAAUGUGCAAAUGCUGACCGUUCCAUUUUUCAAAAAAGAAAUAAAUAAAUAAUAAUAAAAAAUAUUAGGUAACAUUUAACUACACCCAAAAAUGAAAAUUCUUUCAUUUACUUACCCUCAUGUUGUUCUAAACCUGUAUGAGUUUCGUUAUUGUGUUAUACAGAAAAGAAGAUAUUAGCACACAGUUGUAUGUCACUUAUUGACUUAUUGACUUCCAUAGCAUUUGUUUUUCCUACUAUGGAAGUACUAUGGUUACAGUCGACUGUGUGCUUACCAUAAUUUAUCAAAAUAUCUUCUUUUGUGUCCAUCAAGCAUGGAAAAGCAAGGACAUUUACUAAAAUAACUCCAAAUCUAAUAGAUGUUGGACAUAUGUAUCUCAGAUUGCUUCAGGGUGAGAUAUUUGGCUGGAGUAUCGCUUUAAGGGCUGUUGAUAUACAUCUAUUAAUAGUUUUAGACAUCUACUAUAUAUACAUGUUCCUCUCAGGGGUGAAGCAUUGCACUUGCAGCGCAAAUGGGUUUAAUCCCAGUGUAACACACUUUAUGAUAAAAAAUGUAUGCCUUGUAAUGCUGCACUGUAAGUCAGUUUGGAUAAAAGUGUUUGCAAAAUGCAUAAUGUAAAUAAAUCUGUCCCAGCACCAUGGACAGCACCCACACCUGCAUUAGUUUUAUUGAAUUGUAUAUACUUUCAUUACGCGUCUGGACAGAACUUAACCUCCAGUCUUUGUUUGUUUAAUGGUCUGGCUAGUGGCUAAACUGAACACUGGAACAAACACCUUGUCGAAAAUAUAAAAUGUUUUGGUUUCUUAAAGACGAGGGGAGACACUGAUCAUAGAUCACCGCUAUAUGUAAAGGGAGGUUUGGCAGCCGAUCUGUAGUUAACAUUGUAUACAUUAUUUAGUACACAUUUUACACAGUAACGUUAGCUCAGUGUUGUUUUUGAUACGCUUUAGCUGAUUUGAAGUAAGGUAAUCUACUUGAUGUUUAUUUUGCUUGUUAUCAGUAAUAAACUACUCUAAAAAGACUGUUGUAAUUGAUUGUUUGUGGAAGUUUACUGGAGGUGAUGUUUGUUCCACAAAAGUCGUUUGUUUAUUUUGUUUCUGCUGAAACCGACUAUUAUAACACCAUGUACAGCUUGUAACUGAAUAUCACUUUUACCCAAGGCAUCCCUAUUAAUUACAAACUGUCACUUGAAGACAAUCUUACACAUAAGAUUAAAAAUAUGCAGAAUUUUUGUCAAAUCAACAUAUAUGUUUAUGCUACUUUAACUUAAAAAAAUGAAGUAAAAAAAUAAACUAUAAGUAAACUAUAAUGUCAGCUAUUCACAGAUAAAAACUUAAAAUAGUACAUUGAAUUGCUUUGAAAAACCAGGUUGUUUUAAGUUCAUUUUUUAAAGUGCAGUAUAAUCCCGUUUAAUAAUCUGUAUUAAGAAAUUCCUCCGGCCCUGACCAUGUGAUAAUAAAUAAAGA
Messenger RNA from Misgurnus anguillicaudatus (oriental weatherfish), 3334 nucleotides. RefSeq names its product solute carrier family 22 member 7. Gene Ontology annotation, molecular function: transmembrane transporter activity. NCBI's taxonomy places the organism in Eukaryota, Metazoa, Chordata, Actinopteri, Cypriniformes, Cobitidae. Gene Ontology annotation, cellular component: membrane. The record is from RefSeq and is a predicted model, not a curated record. Gene Ontology annotation, biological process: transmembrane transport.